Phytophthora infestans T30-4 is the source of this 4211-nucleotide messenger RNA. RefSeq names its product myosin-like protein. Gene Ontology annotation, cellular component: actin cytoskeleton; vesicle; cytoplasm. Lineage: Eukaryota; Oomycota; Peronosporomycetes; Peronosporales; Peronosporaceae. Gene Ontology annotation, molecular function: ATP binding; microfilament motor activity; actin filament binding. Gene Ontology annotation, biological process: vesicle transport along actin filament; actin filament organization. The transcript has a single exon. The record is from RefSeq and is a predicted model, not a curated record. The coding region runs from base 65 to 3742 and encodes 1225 amino acids.
AAGAGAAGUAGAAGAGCAGCAGGUAGAAGAAGGAGCCAACUUCUUUCUUUGUGUCUGCAGCGCCAUGCAGGUCUACGUGCGCGUGCAUGACGCCGACUACGAGUGGGCACGUGGACGUGUACUGCGCCGCCUCGAGAGCGACGCCUCUAAGCUGCUCGUGCAGCUCCAAGACAAUGACGCAACAAUUGAAGCGGACGAAGCUCACGAUGUCCGUAUGGCGAAUGAACUAGCAGCCGGACAGACACUCGCGGACGUAGAGAACCUGGACGCACUCACGCAUUUACAUGAACCGGCGUUUGUCGACUAUUUAGCGCAGCGUUACGGCGUCGACCAGGUGUAUUGUCGCUCUGGCGCUGUGCUCAUCGCUGUGAACCCGUUCAAGCACAUCACAGGGCUCUACGAUCUACACAAAUACCACGAGGAAAUGCCCAACUGGACUGCACUACCGCCGCAUGUAUUCUCCAUAGCUGAAGGAGCCUAUCGGUCACUACGACGACGUCUACAUGAGCCUGGAGCGAGUAAAACGAACCAGACGAUUCUUGUGAGUGGAGAGAGCGGAGCAGGCAAGACGGAAACCACUAAAUUCAUCAUGAACUACCUAGCAGAGAGCGCUCAGCACACAACAGCCACGUCAAGCAGCAAGAAGAGACGCGCGAUCAGCGGCAGCGAACUUCUGAGUGCCAAUCCGAUCCUAGAGAGCUUCGGCAACGCCAGAACUCUGAGAAAUAAUAACAGUAGUCGUUUCGGCAAGUUUGUGCGUAUGUUCUUUGAAGGCCACGAGCUGGAGACGUCGUUAAAGAUGAUCGGGACGUCUGUGGAGACGUACCUACUGGAAAAAGUGCGCGUGGUGCAUCAGAACGACGGAGAGCGGAAUUUCCACGUGUUUUACGAACUCUUAGCAGGUGCAAACGACGAGAUGAAGAGGGAAUUGCAGCUCGCGGGUCUGUCAGCGCAGGAUUUCCAGUUCAUAAACGGUGGUCGCUGUUUCCAGAGGAAUGACGGCGUACGGGACGAUACGCAGUUCCAGUUGGUGCUACAGUCCAUGGACGUUCUGGGCUUUACGGACGUGGAACAAGGAGCGAUCUGGAAGAUUCUGAGUGCGUUGCUACAUCUCGGAAACGUGCUCUUCGCUGCCUCGCGUGAGGACGAAGGCGAGGAAGACAACGGAGCGGCGUCGGCGCCGUGUCGCUUGGCGUCUGCGUCGCCGUCUUCGCUUACAGUUCAAGAGCAUUUAGAUAUUGUCUCCAAGUUAUUUGCAGUGGACCAGAAGGAGCUGGUGUCAGCGUUGACUACGCGGAAGAUCAGCGUCGGGGGCGAGACUUUCCAUUCGAAUCUGAGUCUCGCGCAGUGCGGAGACGCGCGAGACGCCAUGGCGCGCUCGUUGUAUGCGUUUGUGUUCCAGUUUCUGGUCUCGAAAGUUAACUCCGCGUCACCACGAGCUCAACAGGCGCUGAAUCCUGCGAAUAAAGCAGCGAACAAGGACACAACGCCGUGUAUCGCAGUGCUGGACAUCUUCGGCUUUGAGGAGUUUGAAGUGAAUCAGUUCGAGCAGUUCUGCAUCAAUUACGCCAACGAGAAGCUGCAGUAUCAGUUUAUACAGGAUAUCUUACUCACCGAGCAGCAGGCGCAUAUCGAGGAAGGCAUCACGUGGAACGCAGUGGAGUACGACGAUAAUGCCGUGUGUUUGGAGAUGCUGGAGCAACGUCCGAGUGGCAUUUUCCCGCUAUUGGACGAAGAGUGCGUCGUCCCCAAGGGAAGCGACGCUGGGUUUGCGAGGAAAUUGUAUCAACGACUGCAGGAGCACAGCAACUUCAGUGCUUCUCGCACUGACCAAGCGGACGUUGCGUUCCACAUUCACCAUUACGCGGGGAGAGUACGGUAUCAAGUGGAAGGAUUCUGCGAGAAGAACAAGGACCAGCCCAACGCAGAGCUGUUUGGGGUGCUGGGGAAGACUAGCGACGCGCAUCUGCGAGAGUUGUUCGAGUUCUUUAAAGCCAGCGAGUCGGCGGAACUGAGUCUUGGGCAGCCGAAGCUGAGACGACGCUCGUCGGUGCUCAGUGCGGUGGGUAUUGGCUCUCAGUUCAAGCAGCAACUGGCAAGUCUGUUGGAUGUGGUGCAGCAGACACAGACGCACUAUAUCCGAUGCAUCAAGCCCAACGACGAGAGUGCAAGUGGCCAGUUUGAUAAGGCUAAAGUGUCGAGUCAAUUGCGGUACGGAGGCGUAUUGAAAGCGGUGGAGAUUAUGCGUCAAUCGUUCCCUGUUCGCAUGCGUCACGUCGAUUUCGUCAAGCAGUAUCGUCUUCUGGCGACUACGAAGACGGAUUGGAGUGCUGGGGAGCUGAUCGAAACGCUGAGAGUCGACCAAGCUGAGCUGGGUAACGCGCGCGUGUUUCUGCGCCAGCAAGCGUUUGACCGACUGGAGAAACGGCGGGAACGAGUCAUAGUGGACUCGGCAGUAACGUUACAGAGCUCGUGGCGUGGCAGACGGCAGCGAUGUGUGUAUAUUAGACAAAUACAGGUGCUGUGGAGUGUCCAAGUGCGAUGGAAAGCCAUUUUGGAGAAGAAACGACGACGCGCUAGACGGGAGAAAGCAGCGAGAGUGAUUCAGCGCGCAAUGAGCUGCUGGACGCUGGCGAUGAAGCUGCGACGACAGCAAAGCGCUGUACAGAUUCAAGUGGCCUUCCGGAGAUGGCACCAAGCGCGUGCUGCAAGAGCAGCUGAAGCUUCUGUAAAACCCUCGAGUCAAGAGGACAAGUCGGAGGACCCAGUGGGUUACAAUGGUCGAGAAAGCGAACUUACGAUUGAAACAGUGGAAGAAGACGACGUGCUUUCCACCGCAACUGCCUCAGUCGGAACAAGUGCGUACUCGGAGGACGUCGAGUAUUCGCCGUUAGAUGCCGUGAGAAGAGCUACUCUUCGAGGACGCAUGAGGGAGCUUGGUGAUGCAUCAGACAGUGAGAAUGCGAUGCUGAAGAAGGCACUCAAGGAGGUGGAGCGGCUGCGUCGUAGAGCUGAAGCUGCUGAAGCUGCGCUGUCACAUUUUGCUAGGCGAGAGGUCGAUAUCUCGAGUGACGCGUUGUCAAUUGUUACGACCAGAGCUGCAGGUGGACCGCUGCAUUAUGGAGGCGCGAGAGGUGACUUCUCGUUGUGGAGACAGCUGAAUACGUCGAGUCUGAGGAUUGAUCGAUACGGCAACACGGUGCUGCAUCAGGCUGUGGAGAGUGGCAAUGUGGAGCUCGCGUGUGCGCUUCUUGUGAGUGAGGCGAGUGGCGCACUCGAUAUGCUGCAACACGCAGAGACACAGCGCGGAUUCUCUCCACUGCAUCUUGCUGUUCGCGGAGGCAACUUUGAGAUGGUGAGUCUGUUCUUCCGGCCGGAAGUAUUGCCACAUCUCGACUUGAAUUUCAGCGAUCGUGAGGGGAACACAGCGCUGCAUCUGGCUACUCAACUCCAGGUGCAGAUUGCGUCGCGUGUACUGGAGCUGCUGCUUUGCUUCGGUGCUGACGCCAACGCAGUGAACUUUGUGAAACAGACCCCUCUGCACUUGUGCUCCAUGAUCAAACGCAGUGGAUCUGCGACGUGUGAGAUCAUGGAAACGUUGCUACGACACAAGGCAGACCCACAGAAAGUGGACUUCCUUAAGCGCUCGCCACUGCAUUAUUGCAUGGAGAAAGGCAUGUACGGUACUUGUGCACUACAGUCGAGAGUCGUGUUGCUUACUUGGUUUGUGCGUUGUCGAUAGAAAUGGAGGACGAGGCUGUGCUGUUGAUGAAGCAUGGAGCAGACAUGAACCAGCCCGAUGGAGAGGGGGUACGCGUGGUUACGAACCCCAAAGCCACUGGUGUAAGUGGAUUGAUGUGUAUAAGUUGUUUGUAUCGAGUGGACGUUAACUGUUGCUGUUGCCUUUGCAGCUCCUGCGGUAUCUACGCGUGACGCCGUCGUGGAUUCCCGACACCGACGUUACCGAGUGCAUGGUCUGUCUGGAGCCGUUCCCGUUCUUUUUCUCGCGCAAGUGCCACUGCGAUCGCUGUGGUCGCGUCUGUUGUUCGGACUGCGCGCCGUCGAGUUCGUCCUGGAACGGCCGCUUCUGCUUCGACUGCAAGCACUACGCACACUACUCGUGAUGCUGACAUCACCGCGCUAAUUAUUUUUUUCGUAUUAACUACAGUUUGACAGCACAGAACGUAUAAUUUUUGUAGACAUAAAAAACC